CGGGCCCAUCAAAAGGCAAACAAACGAAGAGCCAUGCAGCUGACCCUCACCAUUGGACUGAUCCUCGUGGCCGGAGCCAUGGCCCAGCCGCAGGGAAGGAUCGCCGGGGGCGAGGACGCCGUUCCCGGCCAGCUGCCCUACCAGGCCUCCCUCUCCGUCGGCGGGAGCUACAACUGCGGCGCCGUGAUCAUCGGCCAGCGGUACGCCCUCACCGCCCUCACCUGCGUCUGCUCCGACGGCAAGGACACCCCAUGGCCAGCUGUUCUGUUCGCCGUAACCGUGGGAUCCGUGGACCUGUACUCCGGCGGAAAGCAGAUUCGCGUGGAGGAGAUCACGAUCAACCCGAACUACAACACGCUGAAGACGGGGAUCGCACUGCUCCGCCUGCAGGAGGAUGUACCAUUCAGCGAGACCGUGGCCGCCAUCGCCCUCUCCAAGGACACCCCGCCCCUGGGCGCCCAGGUGGAGGUCUCCGGAUGGGGUCGCACCACCGAGUCCGAGGCGAACAUGCACCGCACCCUGCAGAUCGGCGGCGCCGAGGUGAUGGCCCCGCGGCAGUGCGCCCUGGCCAAAACGGAGGAGGUGGCGGUGGAGAACGACCAGGUGCUGUGCCUGGGCCACGGACGCCGGCAGGGCAUCUGCAGCGGGGACAUCGGCGGACCCGCCGUCUACCAAGGUCAACUGGUGGGCCUGGGCGCCCAGAUCCUCGGCGAGUGCGGCGGCUUGCUCCCGGAGCGGUUCGUCAGCAUCGCGGCCAACUACGAGUGGAUCCAGCAGCAGUUGCAAUAAAGCAGUUCCGAUAACAAAAGCAUGAGAAAGUA
Molecule: messenger RNA, 821 nt
Organism: Drosophila rhopaloa
Lineage: Eukaryota; Metazoa; Arthropoda; Insecta; Diptera; Drosophilidae
Product: serine protease SP24D
Exons: 2
Coding region: 34-789 (251 amino acids)
Biological process (GO): proteolysis
Molecular function (GO): serine-type endopeptidase activity
Source: RefSeq, a predicted model, not a curated record